Molecule: messenger RNA, 5227 nt
Organism: Mugil cephalus (flathead mullet)
Lineage: Eukaryota; Metazoa; Chordata; Actinopteri; Mugiliformes; Mugilidae
Gene: rab33a
Product: RAB33A, member RAS oncogene family
Exons: 4
Coding region: 533-1414 (293 amino acids)
Biological process (GO): Rab protein signal transduction
Cellular component (GO): Golgi apparatus; endosome
Molecular function (GO): GTPase activity; GTP binding
Source: RefSeq, a predicted model, not a curated record
UAUUGACGACGUAUUUUUGUUUUUAUUAUUAUUGGUUUAUUUUGUUGUUUUUUAAUGUCUUACGUAGUAUGCACACUUUUGGCAGCAACAAGCAGACAGUGUGUAAGUUUAUGUAGGCCUUUUGAUAUUUAAUGGGGUUUAUGGGAUCAAUAUUAAAUCAAUUAAAUUAAACCUUAAAUCAAAUCAAUAUGUCUAUGGAGAUAUUUUAGUAAUAAUAAUCUAACUUAUUAUGAUGUGGCGUGCAGUUUUGUUGUGAUUUUUAUUUACAGCUUAAUUUUAUAUCUUUUUUUUUCUUUGUUUUUUCUAGAGAAACAGUUGAGCUUAUUCUGCGAUGGUUUUCUUUGACAAUGCUUCUCCCUUUAAGGCCACAGUCAGCUGCUGAGACAGAGAGAGCAUCGUCGGUAUUGUUGCAUCUCCGGUCUCCUCCUUUCCUCCUCCCUUCCCCUCCCUUCACUCAUCUAUCCAUCCGUCCACCCCCUCUCCUCUCCAUACGCGCACACACCCUGAUUUGCGCAUCGCCUCCUCCGGCAUAAUGACCAACGAUUCUCCGGAGGAGGAGACCCGAGCUCCGGGCGGCAGAGGUGGAGGAGGAGGAGGUAGUGGCGGUGGUGGUGGUGGUGGCGGAGGUGGUGGCGGUGCGAGAGGAAUCGCAAGAAGAAGCCGAGCGGACGACAAUGUCACGAUCCUGACAUCAUCCAUGGAUUUACACAGAGCCAGCCGGAGCCGGGCCAGCAGCAGCAACGACGCCGCCCAGAGCAUCACGUCCUCCGUGGAUCUGAGCACCUCCUCCCUGGAGCUGAGCAUCCAGACGCGGAUCUUUAAGAUCAUCGUCAUCGGGGACUCCAACGUGGGGAAGACCUGCCUCACCUUCCGCUUCACGGGGGGGAGCUUCCCCGACAAGACCGAGGCAACCAUCGGCGUGGACUUCAGGGAGAAGGCGGUGGAGAUCGAAGGGGAGACUAUCAAGGUGCAGGUGUGGGACACAGCAGGCCAGGAGCGCUUUCGUAAAUCCAUGGUGGAACAUUACUACCGAAAUGUCCAUGCAGUGGUCUUUGUGUAUGACGUUACCAAGAUGACUUCCUUCCGCAACCUACAGACAUGGAUAGAGGAGUGCAAUGGACACCGGGUGUCGGCGUCAGUGCCUCGAGUUCUGGUGGGAAACAAGUGUGACCUUGUGGACCAAAUUCAGGUGCCCUCCAACAUGGCGUUGAAGUUUGCCGACGCCCACAACAUGCUGCUGUUCGAAACGUCCGCAAAGGACCCAAGAGAAAGUCAGAAUGUCGACUCCAUCUUCAUGUCCCUGGCCUGUCGCCUGAAGGCCCAGAAAUCCCUGCUCUACAGAGACGUGGAGAGAGAGGACGGGAGAGUGCGACUCACGCAAGAGACUGAAACAAAAAGUAAUUGUCCUUGUUGAGGGAAAAGGAGGAGUGGGAGGCAUAAUGGAAGGGAAGAGGGAAGAGCAAAACUGUGCAUGUCAAGGAAGAGGAGGAGAGGAAUGACGGUAGUGUGGGGCAAAAAACAAGAGUCUUUUAAAAUUAAGUGCAACUUCCCAGGUUUAGCAGGAGGAUGGGUGGAGUUGAAGUUGUCAUGUAGAGGAGGGUGUUAUAAGGAAAGGAGUUGAAUAGGAGGAUGACACGGAGAUGGGGGUUAAAGCUUGCGGAAGGGGCCGAAACAUCGUUGGUGUUCUUUUUCUUGCGGAUGAAGAUUUGACAUAAGGAUAAAAAAAAAAAAAACGGGAUUAGGUGGUGACCUAUAUAGAGAAGAUGUUGCCUUUUAGACUACCGAAUAGCGUAGAAAUUCUUCCACUCAUUUGAGCAUAGACACAAUCGGAGUAAAUAUACUUUCUAUGGAAUCCACAACAGACAGUCCUAAUGCAAAGCUUUUCCAGACACCAGGCCUGGCUUGGUGUUCGUUGCAGCUGUUACUAACGGCGGCGUAGUGGAACUUUUUAACAGAUUUCUCGCUGUCCUUAAUUGUCACAUUUUUCACCACCAUUCUAACUGAAGGUACUGUUUCCCAACCCUUUUUUCUACUGCCUUAAAACGUAAAACACUGCCUCUAUCAUAGUCUCAAUGAACUAUUGUAGAGGUUUCGAGCAUUUUUACCCCCCUCAAAGUGACUUUUGUUUGUGCAGCCAAGCAAACGCUCUGAUAGGCUCGUACGUGGACUAUUUUGUGAGGAUUAAUGAGACUAUUCAUUUAUUUGACCUUAUAUCUAUCCAGCUCAAGCAGGAUUUAAAACUACAGUGAGUAAGCACGGGUACGAUGAGCAUACGCAUAAAAUAGGGGAGCAGAAAAAUCCAAGACCACUCAGUGGACCGCCAGAAGAAGUCCUUGACAAGAAGGUUUCCCGAACAUGAACCAUUUAUAGGUUUCCAGACAGCAUGUCACCUAUUGAUUUAGAAGCCGUCAGCUUCUCUUACCGUUACGCAGAAGAAAUGCCGUUUCCUAUGAAUAAGGGAAGGCGAGGCUUAUUUCUCAUCUUCUCAUGUACAGGUUUCUGGGGUCUUCAAGGUUUCCCCGCGACUUAGCCAUCUCUCUCUUUGUGUGCGACUGCAGAAAAGUCUAAUCCCACCCUUGCGUUGCUUCAAGAUGCUCCAGUAGUCCUCAUCCGCAACACAUUCUGUGAUUAACAUUUUUUCUAGAUAGAGGCCCGUUGGCCUCUUUAGAUGACGCGUUCUCCACACUGUGAUGAUUUGUACAUAUAAUGCAGAGGCCUUCGUGUUGCAGCCGAGGCCAGGAUGAGCAGUGAACUUUCAAGCCUAGUCCAGAAGUAACCGAGUGACUGUUGGUGCAGGCUGCGUGAAACCGAAUGCCAUAUUCAUUAUUUACUAUACCCAGUGUGGCAGUAUGAUUUACCCUGAGACCGCUCCCAGCUGGGUUAAGGGUGGAAAAACACACAACAUAACUCAGCGGUGAAGCUGCGAAGCCUUUGCGUAAUAGGGCAUCAAUCCAGUGCCCUGACUGUGAUGCUGUCAGUUUGACACGGCAGCACAUUUUAUCAGUGUAGCCUUCUUUUGAGCAUUGCUAUGAAUUCACCCGGAUGCCACAUGUGGGAAAAAAAAAAAUCAGAUCAGCGAGCAUUUAAGAGCAAUGCUCCCUCCGAGCUAAUCGUCUCGUGACCUGAUUAAAUGAACACACUGAGCAGUUCAAACACUGUGCAGAUCUAGAGAGCCACUGUGUGUCCAGUGCGUUUUGUUGAUCGUUCAUCGAUCAUCUCAGUACAUGCGUAUACCAGUAGCAACAGGACCAAGCAGCUGUUACAUGUGAAUCUAACUAGCUUACUGUACGAUACUGGGACAUUAUUGAUUCAUUGUGACUGUACGGGCAAAUCUGUGACAUCAAGACAAGACUUGGGUCUCCAUACGUAUAACCCAGAGCCUGGGCUCGGUAACAUUUUUACCGCUUAUUAUGUUCAUUAUAUCAUUGUGGGCUAUUGGAAGACAUCCCAGCACCUAAUACAGCGUACGCCUGACAGCUUUUUAUCCGAUUACACGUGUCUACAACUCUUUCUGUCAGUAGUUUAGCAAAACACAAAUGCUACGUCAGCCCCUGCGAUACAAGUGAGACGACCGUGCCAGCCAAACAGGAAGACAAACGCAAGAAGAAUAUGCCUGCGUUUGGGCAUUAGCUGAUCUGGAUAAAACAGCAUUUGACUUGGUUUCAAAUGACUGAAAAGGAAAGUGCUCCCCCUUUUACACUAUUUGAAAUCACAAGUGUUAAAUGUUGAUUUUUCCCCAGGUCUUUCAGUAACAAGUGUACAGUGUGCAAGUGCGCUAGCUUCCCCCCUUUUCUCUGUACCCACAACACGCCAUGUAUAUUAAUUAAUGCUUUUAUGACAUUUUUGCUCUGUUUGUGCUAUUGUUUCAUAACCCAUGCUUGCUCUUUAAGGGAUGGCUUGACAUCUUGAAAUUUAGUCUGGUAUUUUUCUUCAGAAUUGUUGAAUUAAUGAAUGACGAGCAAAAUCUGUAGAACACGACGCAAAGCUUGGACGUGCUGAACCAGGUAGUGAGUAGCCUAGGCCAAAAAUUCAUCUAAAUCUAAUUGCAGUAAAUUUUGCUCAUCCUCUAAGAUAUACCUACUCACUUGCCUGUGUUUUAGGUACACGAGUUAAAAUGAAAGCAUUCUUAUUUUCCUGGUCCUCUGUUGUUCAGAAUUAGUUUCAAAUGACGGCGAGAGCUGUUGACUCAACUGUGUUUUCAUUUUGGAGGCUAUGAUUUGUAGCACUGCUGAAAAGUUGUGCUGUUACCAGUCUAUUAUUUUGAGAGCCCCUGUGUAGUCAGUGGGCUAGACUAAACAGCAGAAACAGUUUAGUGUUUGGUUCAAUCCAGGUUAAUGGUACCACAAACUACUUCUUCCAUAAUGAUCAUACAGUUGAAGUGCAUCGUUGUUUCAACAUCAGCUGAACAUCAUACCAGUCACGAAGCGAGGAUUCAGUGAAGGACCGUUAUAUAUAUUAGAAUGCAUUUAUUUUCAAUAGUGUAGCUAAUGCACUGCAAGUGAGUGUAUAUGUACUGGUGGUUGGAUAAAACAAGACUGAUGAACAGGUCAACUGUCUUUGCAGAGCUGCGAUUACCAAAAUGAUCAUUUCAGUACUAUACUACACAGCCAGUCAUAAUGAUGCAAUAUUUAUUUGUUUACUAAAGUAUACAUGGGAAAUACUCCUCCAUACAUAAGCUCUUUGCUGUCGCAUAAGCAAAUUAAUUUAUUUUGUCUCUAUUGUCUAUUUGAUAUCGAUAGAGCGCCUGUGGCAACUGUGAAUAACACACGUGAAGGGGUCACAUCAGACCUGAUCAGACUGAACUCACUAUUUAUGGAAAUCCGUUCAUUUAUUUAACGUGGCAUUUAUGUUUACAACCAGUUCAGCUUAAUAUGAGACCCUAGCAGUAGAAAGUCAAGGUAAGUUACAAAACAGCACCAAAGCGACGUGGAUGGUUGCUGAAGACUGAAGCACCUGGACAAUACUACAGAAUAUUUCAGACUAAAAGACAAAAUACCAAAUUACUCAUUUAAACAAAAGCCUUAAGAGUGGUGUUACUUCAUUUUAUUCUGAUGUCAUCAUUUAAUUCAUAAAAUCUGAGAUGACAAAGCCUUUUUUUCCCCUCCUGUAAAUUUUACUAUUGUUUUGGACUGUAUCCGGAUCUCUUCUUCUGUAUGUUUCAUAUGUAAUGUUGUUGUUGUUACAAUCUCACAAAGGGACUUCUGAUAAAACCGAUGAAGAAGCUUCA